Molecule: messenger RNA, 1620 nt
Organism: Aspergillus chevalieri
Lineage: Eukaryota; Fungi; Ascomycota; Eurotiomycetes; Eurotiales; Aspergillaceae
Product: sugar porter family MFS transporter
Exons: 4
Coding region: 1-1620 (539 amino acids)
Biological process (GO): transmembrane transport; carbohydrate transport
Cellular component (GO): plasma membrane
Molecular function (GO): carbohydrate:proton symporter activity
Source: RefSeq, a predicted model, not a curated record
AUGGGCGUCGAAUCCUCCGCCCAUCAUGGCGAGAAUAUCUCGCCGGCUCCUCAGCCCGAGUCCCCGGCUCAGAAGCCCAUGGAUGUCGGCGUCGACACCCACAUUCCAUGGCUGACCCUGCGCACCUUCGUCAUGGGUGCGUUCGUCUCCAUCGGUGGCCUGCUCUUCGGUUAUGAUACCGGUCAGAUCUCUGGUUUCCAGGAGAUGAGCAACUAUCUGGAGCGUUAUGGUGAACUCCAGUCCGACGGCUCCUAUGCCUUCAGCACCGUCCGCUCCGGUCUGAUUGUGUCUCUGCUGUCCAUCGGUACCUUGAUCGGUGCCCUCUGCGGUGCACCCCUGGCCGACUGGCUGGGUCGGAAAUGGUCCAUCACCCUCUGGUGUAUCAUCCUCAACGUCGGUCUGGUCGUCCAGAUCAGUUCGCCCGCUGGCAAGUGGUACCAGAUGGUCGUUGGUCGCUGGGUCACUGGUCUUGGCGUUGGUGGCUGCUCUCUUGUCGUUCCCAUGUAUCAGGGUGAAUCCGCCCCCCGUCACAUCCGUGGUGCCAUCAUCUGUUGCUACCAGCUCUUCGUCACUCUCGGUAUCUUCCUCUCCUACCUCAUCAACCUGGGCACCGAGAACCUCGAGGGUAGCACCGCUCAAUGGCGUAUCACUCUGGGUCUGACCUUCCUCUUCGCCCUUGCCCUCGGUGGUGGCAUGCUCUUCUUCCCCGAGUCGCCUCGUUUCGACUACCGUCACGGCCGCGUCGACAACUGCCGUCGCACCCUCGCCAAGUUCUACGGUAUCCCCGAGAACCACAACCGCAUCAUCGAAGAGUUGAACGAGAUCCAGGAGCAGCUCGACGCCGAGACGCAGGAACAGAAGUGGCAUGAGUUCCUCACUGCUCCUCGUAUGUUCUACCGUAUCAUCCUGGGUAUGAUCCUUCAGUCGUUGCAGCAGCUUACCGGUGCCAACUACUUCUUCUACUACGGUACCACCAUCAUGCAAGGUGCCGGUAUCUCCAACAGCUUCGUGACUCAGGUCAUCCUGGGUGCCGUCAACUUCGGAACCACCUUUGGCGGUCUCUACGUCGUUGAGAACUUUGGUCGUCGCAAGUCUCUCAUCGUCGGUGCCAUCUUCAUGUUCGUCUGCUUCAUGGCCUUUGCUUCCGUCGGUCACUUUGCCUUCGACCACGUCACCCCUGAAAACACCCCCGGUGCCGGUAAGGGUAUGGUCGUCCUCGCCUGUCUGUUCAUCACUGGCUACGCCAUGACAUGGGGUCCCAUGAUUUGGGCGAUUUGCGCCGAGCUCUUCCCCUCCAAGUACCGUGCGAAGGGUAUGGCCCUGGCCACCGCCUCCAACUGGCUCUGGAACUUCCUCAUCGGAUUCUUCACUCCCUUCAUCGCACACGAGAUCGACUUCGCCUACGGCUACGUCUUCGCCGGCUGUCUCUUCUUCGGUAUCUUCGUCGUCUACUUCUGCGUCAUUGAAGGUCGUGGCCGUACCCUCGAGGAGCUCGACUGGAUGUACGUCAACCACGUCGCCCCGUGGAAGAGCGAGUCGUAUGAGAUCCCACGCAACGAGCUUACGUACGACACCACGCCCCGGAAGGAACAGGAAGUGUCGCAUGAUGAGAAUGCAUAG